CAACCCGGACCAAUUUUAUUAUUAUUUUUCUUAAAAGAAAUUUAAAGGAAAAAGCCAGAAAUAGGCGAGGCGAAGAAGAUCUGUAAAAAUCGGCAUCUCUUUAGGGGACAAAAGGGGAAGAAAUGGCAAGAGCAGGAGGGAUAACGAACGCCGUUAACGUAGGGAUAGCAGUCCAAGCCGAUUGGGAGAAUCGCGAAUUCAUCUCUCACAUUUCCCUCAAUGUUCGUCGCCUCUUUGAAUUUCUCCUCCAAUUCGAGGCUACAACGAAGAGCAAAUUAGCAUCCUUGAACGAGAAACUGGACACCCUGGAACGUCGUUUGGAGCUUCUUGAAGUUCAAGUUGGAACUGCGUCCGCUAACCCUUCUCUUUUCAGUACGUGAUUCAUAUUUAAAAGUUGUAUUUGUUUCCAUAUCUUUGUCGUGAUUUUGUUCCUCUUCUAGUUUUCGACGUUGUAGGAAAACAAAGUUUUCUUCUUUUUCUUUUUGUCUAUAUAAUAACCAUGGCGAUUAGUGAACUUUUGCUCUUCGUUUCUUUCGAAUCUGUCAUAUUUGUAAGACAUUAGCAUCUUGCUGUUGAAUUUUUCUUUCAUUCA
Messenger RNA from Gossypium raimondii (Peruvian cotton), 592 nucleotides. RefSeq names its product protein BRICK 1. The transcript is spliced from 2 exons. Gene Ontology annotation, biological process: actin filament organization; cell motility; regulation of actin polymerization or depolymerization. Gene Ontology annotation, cellular component: SCAR complex. The record is from RefSeq and is a predicted model, not a curated record. Gene Ontology annotation, molecular function: protein-containing complex binding. Bases 123 to 380 code for a protein of 85 amino acids. NCBI's taxonomy places the organism in Eukaryota, Viridiplantae, Streptophyta, Magnoliopsida, Malvales, Malvaceae.